GAAUUUGAUAAUUAACAUUGUUAAGAAUUCAGCCAAAGAGUCUGUACGUGAAUACAUCUGUUAGUUUGUUCGCUGAUAUCCAUAAGUGUCCUGUAGCUACUUUGAAGCCAGUUGACAGUCUGCUUGAACCAUGAGCGCCAGCGAACAGUUUAUCCAGGCCAUUCAGACUGGGGAUUUAAUUUAUGUCGAGAAACAUCUAAGAAGGCCGGGAACUGAAAUCAACGCUGAGGUGAGACACGGGCGAAAUGCUCUCCAUUACGCCGCUGAUGCAGGAAAAGUUCCGAUCGUUAGAUUUCUGUUAGACAACAUGGCCAUCAUUGAUUUCCAAGACCUCGAUGGUAUGACUCCACUGAUGGCCGCAGUUGAUAAAGAUCACCUUCCCACGGCAGCUUUUCUUUUGAAAGAGGGAGCAGAUCCAACUAUAGAAGAUGAAACAGGAAAAACAGCUUAUGAUAUCGCGAAGGACAAGAAUUUUACAAAGAUCCUGGCUCUUUUAGAAGAAUACAAAAAGUAAUUACGCUCAUUUUUUAGAAAGAUUCCUCAAAUGAAGUUCCCUCAACUUUAACUUGUUGUCGAUGUUCUUGUUUUCUUGUGUUGUGUGAGUGAUUUCGUUUGUGAAGAGUAAUUUACAAAUAGCUCCCAUGUUGCCGUGGGUCUGCUCAGUGAUAGAUCACAGAUCAGACGUCAAAAUGUGGCAAGAACAAAGAAGUGGUGCAUAAGGAGCAACCGAGUGUGUCGCUGACGUUUUUAUCAUAUUUGGAUGUCUUCUGUGAUCUAUUACUGAACAGACCCACGUCAAAAUGCAGUCUAUUUGUUUUAUGUAAUAAAAAAGCAAAUAUUUGUUAUUGGUGACGUCAUCUAUGCGUCUGUCCUACAAUAGAUUAGUAGAGAGAACAAAUCAAAAGGCGUGUAGGAUUCAGCUUAUCGUCGCUCCCAGCCUCCUGGGGGCGACGAACUAUCUGUUAUGUUCAGAUGUUCGCUACUCAGUCAAACAGUAAUGCACGGCAAUUGAUGCUUAAGUCUGGAAAAAAAUACACAUAAAAUAAGUCAUCUUUAAAAAUCGAGCUGUUAACGGUUCAUCAUUGUGCAA
Pocillopora verrucosa is the source of this 1090-nucleotide messenger RNA. The record is from RefSeq and is a predicted model, not a curated record. Lineage: Eukaryota; Metazoa; Cnidaria; Anthozoa; Scleractinia; Pocilloporidae.